Rotaria sp. Silwood1 is the source of this 1980-nucleotide messenger RNA. The record is from the annotation of a GenBank genome assembly. Lineage: Eukaryota; Metazoa; Rotifera; Eurotatoria; Philodinida; Philodinidae.
AUGUGUACUUAUCAUGGUAUAUUGGAAGAAUAUCCUCUUAUAUCAAUUGAUUCAUUUGAAAGUUAUAAUUAUACAAGUACAAUGUUUUUUAUAACACAUGUUCAUAUGGAUCAUCUUGUUGGUCUUGAACGACCAGAAUUUGGUAAAUAUGUUGCAAAAAUAAAUGCACCAAUAUAUAUGUCUGAUAUUUCAAAACAAUUAUUAAGUACAAUGACUCCAUAUCGUCAUUUAAUACCAUAUUUUAAAUCAGUUCCAAUUGAUCAACCAUUUACAUUAACAAUUCAAUCAAUUGAUCCUGUACAAGCAAAGAAAAAAGAAGGAGCAGAUAUUGAAAGUUUAAAAAAUACAUUAUCAUCACAUACACCACAUGUUGGUGAAACAAUUGUUGUAACUUGUUUUGGUUCUGGUCAUUGUCCUGGUUCAGUUAUGGUAUGGAUUGAAGGUGAACAUGGUAAUGUUUUAUUUACAGGUGAUUUUCGUCUUUAUCAUGGUCAAGCUAAACGUUUAACACAUUUACAUCGACGACGAACAGAUGAUGAUGAUAAUUAUUUAUUUAAACCAAUUGAUAAUAUUUAUAUUGAUAUGACAUUUUUUCGUCCUGAAAUAUUACAUAUACCAACACGUGAAAUUUGUUGUGAAGCGUUAAUUUUAUGGAUAAAAAGUUUAUUAUCGGAUAAAUCAAAUGUAAAUUUUCAUUUUAAACAAAGUGCUCGUGUUGGUUAUGAACAAAUCUUUCGAGCUUUAUAUGAUAGUUUAGGUAUGCGUGUACAUGUUGAACAAAGUCAAUAUGAUUUUUUUGCAUGUUUACCAAUAAUACAAGAAUGUUUAACAACAGAUUCAACAACAACACGUUUACAUGCAUGUCGUACAGCAUCAUCAAAUUAUACACAACCAUGUUCAUUAUUUCGAAAUUGUGAUAAACCUAUUCGUAUACUUUUAUCAAUUAUGUGGUUUACUGAACAAAUAGCUGCUAGUGAAUUAUUAGUUGAAUAUCAUGAAUAUCAUUCCAAUUUUGAUCAAAAUUUAUCAAAACGUUGUAUUGGUUAUCAAGAUUAUGGAAAUGAAAGUGCUGAUGUAACAUUUCAAGAUACAUAUUUAAAUUAUCGUUUAUGUUAUUCAUUACAUUCAUCAUUUUCAGAAAUAAUUGAUGUAUUAAAAACAUUAAAACCAAAACGUGUUACACCAAUAGCUGCACCAUUAACAACAUUAAUGACAACAAAACGUUUAUUUCAAAUAAUUGAUUAUUUUAUAAAAGAUAAAAAAGAUAAAACUGAUAAAACAUCAAUGGUAACAAUUAAAAAAUUAAAUGAAAAAAUGCAACGAAAACCUAUUAAUCAACAAAUACAACUUAAACAUCGUUAUGAAUCAUUUGAAACAAAACUUGAACGAAAACGUCGAAGAAAAUUAUUUAAAGAACAACAACAACGAAAAGCUAAUGAUGAAGAAUUAGAUUUAGGAAUUGAUGAUGAAAGAGAACAAAAUCUUUUGCGACGAAUCGAUUCUGUAAAUGAAUCAAUUAGUAAACAAAUACAAACAAAUCAUUCAAAAAAGUUCUUUCGAUCUGUUUCUUUGGAUAUACCAAAAACAAAAGCUAAAAAAACUUCUUUCAAUAAUGAUCAACAAAUCAAUAUAUCAUUGGAAGAAUCAAUUUCAAAUGAAAGUUUUUCAACAAGUCAAAUUAUUUCUAUUGAAUCAACAUUAGAAGACUCAUCUCGUUCAAUACCAAUCGAAGAUAAUUCCGAUACGAGAUCAACUAAUGAUAUUGUUCCUGAUAUUUUAUCAUCCGAAAUUGAACCUAUUACUAUUGAUCAACAACUUAUUGAAUUAUCAUCUUUAGAAAAUGAUCAUGACUGUACUAUGUCAGAUUCUUCAUCAGAUACAGUUGAUUAUGAUUUUGAUACAGAAACAUGUGCAACACUUACAUUUGAAUCUCAAGAAUCAAUUAUUCCUCUAUCUAAUUGUCAUGAUAACGAUUGUUAG